UCCUCAGUCAGCAGAUAAGCUUUGAAAGGUGAACAAGUGGCAGAGUUUUAUCACUUUUCUGGCCAAUUUCCCCGCUAAUCUCCCACUUUCUUAGCUGAAAGUCGUGCCUUAGCAUCUCAAGAAGACUUUACUGCAGGAGUUGGUCAUGGGGGAGCCGAGUGGAUUGUCCAAUUCCGAGGCCAAGGAGCUCUGCAUGACUCCGGAUCCGGCAACGAAGGACUUCCUCUUCCAGCAAACGAUGUACAGAAUCAAAGACCCAAAGGUCACGUUGCCAUUCUACACAGGAGUUCUGGGAAUGACACUGCUCACGAAGCUGGACUUCCCCGAGAUGAAGUUCACGCUGUAUUUCCUCGGAUACGAGAACGCCAGUGAAGUGCCUCAGAACCAGAGCGAACGCAACCGCUGGGCGCUGAGCCGAAAGGCGACACUGGAGCUGACCCACAAUUGGGGCACAGAGACGGAUCCUGACCAGAAGUACCACAACGGCAACUCCGAUCCUCGCGGAUAUGGGCACAUUGGUGUGCUGGUCCCUGAUGUGUACGAGGCUUGCGCCAGAUUCGAGAAGAUGGGUGUGGAAUUCGUGAAGAAGCCGGACGACGGCAAGAUGAAGGGACUGGCCUUUAUCAAGGAUCCCGACGGCUACUGGAUUGAGAUCUUCAAUCCCCACAAGAUGCAUGGAAUAUAAGGAAGCCUUCAAUUUUUGCAAUAAACUUUCUUGUUGGGAAGAUGAGAGACUGAAA
Phlebotomus argentipes is the source of this 740-nucleotide messenger RNA. It is a transcript of the gene Glo1, whose product is annotated as lactoylglutathione lyase. The record is from RefSeq and is a predicted model, not a curated record. Lineage: Eukaryota; Metazoa; Arthropoda; Insecta; Diptera; Psychodidae. Bases 146 to 685 code for a protein of 179 amino acids. The transcript is spliced from 3 exons. Gene Ontology annotation, molecular function: lactoylglutathione lyase activity; metal ion binding.